This is a messenger RNA of Cylicocyclus nassatus, 1847 nucleotides long. NCBI's taxonomy places the organism in Eukaryota, Metazoa, Nematoda, Chromadorea, Rhabditida, Strongylidae. The record is from the annotation of a GenBank genome assembly.
AAGCCGGGUUUAAGUAGCGGGUGGUUCUCGUCGCGUACAAAGGUUGAUAAGCGCGAUCGUCGCGUCGUCAGAAGGCUGGCCAUCGCGAGGUCAGCCCUCCUCAAACCGCAUUUCCUGAACUCGUUCGUCGUUCCAAAUUGUACGGCCGAUAGCGAUCGAAUCUCUCGUGCUAAUCGCAGACUCCUCUAUUGAUUCGCGAUGUCGUCAGGUAUGCCAGACGUCGGCCUCCUCGUCCUUUCUCCAAGAAAUCUGCCCAAAUUGAAGACUCUCCUCACCAGUGCUGCUCAGUCGAUCACCUCUCGUCUUUAUAUACGUGUUCAAGGGCCUUGUUUGGAUACCGUGCUGCCUUCGCUAUACCUACAAUCUUCAAUCCAUUGUCCGCAGUUGGAUGUACGGGUUUUGCUGGGGAAGAAGUUGCCAAAAUAUGGUCGUUUAAUCGGCGAGGAGAACUUGGAAGAUCUCUCUGUCAUUCCGCCGAAGUACAAAAAAGUUGUUCUCGGCGGUACGUUUGACAGACUACAUAAUGGUCAUAAGGUUCUGCUAUCGAAAGCUGCUUUGUUAGCAAGUGAAAGUGUUGUUUGUGGAGUUACAGAUAAAGCAAUGAUAGAAAAGAAGUCGCUUUGGGAGUUGAUAGAGCCGGUAUCUAUCCGAAUUCGCGCUGUCGAAGACUUUAUAGCUGACGUUUCUGACAACGUAGUUUGCCAAGCUGAACCGAUCGAGGAUCCCUUCGGUCCGUCUACAAGGAUCCCAGAUCUGGAAGCGAUUGUUGUUAGUCAGGAAACAAUCAAAGGAGGAGAAGCAGUCAAUAGAGUGCGGAAGGAAAAAAAUCUCUCUCAAUUGGACAUGGUAACCAUUGAUCUCCUAGAAUCUAUCGAUCAUGUGCUCAAGGAGACGAAGAUCAGUUCUUCAAGUCGUCGAAGAGAAGACCUUGGCAGGCUUCUACGUCCACCUACAUUACAUCCAGAACGCAAAGGUCUCCCAUACGUAAUUGGUCUAUGUGGAGGCAUAGCCUGCGGGAAAAGCAAUAUAGCCAAGUAUCUGAGGGAAGAACCUGGAUUCGAGGUUAUCGACUGUGACAAAUUAGCUCACACAUGCUAUGAACCUGGUGGUGAACUAACCGAAGAAGUCGCUAAAAGUUUUGAUGGUGUUGUUGAAAAUGGCGUCAUAAACAGGAAACUUUUAGGACAAGCUGUAUUCAGUGAUGAAAUGAAAUUGAAAAGUUUAUGUGAGCUAAUCUGGCCACACUUGAUGAAGAAAAUAAAGUCGCGUGUUGCUGUUUCGAAAAGCGAUGUCAUUGUGGUAGAAGCAGCUGCGAUAAUUGAAGCGUCGUGGCACACUUACAUGGACGAGUUAUGGACGGUAUUUGUCCCACAUGAGGAAAUGGUGCGGCGGAUUGUUGAACGAGAUGGCUUAUCCAAAGAACAGGCCGAAGCUCGUAUAAGAAGUCAGAUCUCUAACAGGGAACGUAUUGAGCACAGUAAUGUUGUCUUUUGUUCGCUAUGGGCAUAUGAAGAGACUCAAGCUCAGGUGAAGAAGGCUGUCAAGGAGCUUAAAUCUCGUCUCCCCCCAAGAUCUUCAUUUUCUUGAAUUCUCAUUCGAACCUUUAUAAGUUCCAAUUAUCUAUAUGACCUUACUAUAUUUUCUGCGGGAUUGUCUGAGUGUUGAGUAACGACAUAGGUGCUGUAGCUGUAUUCCUUUGGAUUUGGACUGUGCGCGGUCCGUUACUUCUGUGAUAACUUUUAGCUUGCAUAAACCAUACGUGUGCUUACGUUACUUUUAUACUCGUCUUAGAUGCUACCUCAUCGUUGCACAUGUUGUAAAUCUGACGAUAAAUUUUUAUUAUCAAA